AUGGAUAAAUACAAGUACAGAAUAGAAAUUCAACAGAUGAUGUUUGUCUCUGGCGAAAACAGUGAUCCUCCUGUGGAAACUACAUGUAUCAUUGAAGACAUAGUUCGUGGGCAAGUAAUAGAGAUUUUACUGCAGUCGACCAAGACUGCACAUACUAGAGGCAGUAAAAGCAUUAUGCCUGAAGAUGUCAUCUUUUUGAUUCGUCAUGAUAGAGCCAAAGUCAACAGACUGCGAACAUAUUUGUCGUGGAAAGAUCUGCGUAAGAACGCCAAAGAUCAAGACGCCAACGCUGCUGCUGGCGGUAACGCUGGCGGUGGUGCAGACGGCGGAGAAGGUGCCAUGGAAGACGACGACAAGAAGGGCGAUAAAGACGGCGGAAACAUGAUGCGGGUGAAGAAAUCACAGAUCAAGCUCCCGUGGGAGUUGCAGUUCAUGUUUAACGAGCAACCGCUGGAGAUGAAUGAGGAUGCAGAUGACCUGGAUGAGGAUGAACGUGAGGCAAAUGUGGCGACGCUUAAACGACUCAAGAUGGCCGAUGACCGUACUAGAGACAUGACAAAAGAAGAAUACGUGCAUUGGUCCGAUUGUCGACAAGCAAGUUUUACGUUUCGCAAGGGUAAGCGGUUCAAAGAUUGGUCUGGUAUCACUCAACUUACCGACAGCAAGCCUCACGACGAUGUUAUUGAUAUCCUCGGGUUUCUGACUUUCGAAAUUGUGUGCUCUUUGACAGAAACUGCCCUCAAGUUUAAAAAACGGGACGAACUUCUGCAAAGAAAGCGCGACAAGUCCCAAAAGGCACAACUUGAUGUGGUUUUGGAAAUCACAAGAGAACGAAAAAAGCGUUUAUUUGAUGGCCCGGACAAUGUUGUCAAUCCUUUGAAACCAAAACAUGUCGAGGAAGCGUGGCGAGCACUACAGGCUAUUGAUAUGAAGCAUCGAGCAUUAACGAAUUUUAAGGGCGGCAGGCUUAGCUCAAGGCCGGCAAUUAUGUAA
Messenger RNA from Lachancea lanzarotensis, 993 nucleotides. It is a transcript of the gene SPT3, whose product is annotated as LALA0S06e06458g1_1. The coding region runs from base 1 to 993 and encodes 330 amino acids. The record is from RefSeq and is a predicted model, not a curated record. Lineage: Eukaryota; Fungi; Ascomycota; Saccharomycetes; Saccharomycetales; Saccharomycetaceae. The transcript has a single exon. Gene Ontology annotation, biological process: transcription by RNA polymerase II. Gene Ontology annotation, molecular function: transcription coregulator activity; protein heterodimerization activity. Gene Ontology annotation, cellular component: SAGA complex.